AUGUCCCCAUCAUCGCAAUCAAUUGCAGUUGUAACCGGCGGCGCAGGCGACAUCGGCCGCUCAAUCGCAGCGCACCUCUCCACAACCCACGACCUCGUCUACAUCGUCGACAUUGACAAACAGUUCCUUAACACAGCCCUGAACUCAAAAGAGUUAGCCGGAAAUGAGAAAAUCCAAUCAUUCACAUGCGACAUCGCCGAAGAAACAUACGUCCGGUCCAUGGGCGCCUUCAUCCAAUCGCAGGGUCAAGUGCGCACUCUAGUGAACAACGCCGGCGGUACGAACGUGGGAUCACUGGAUAAGAUGUCAAGUCAGAGAUGGAGAGCCGAGUUUGCGGUGAAUUUGGAUGCGACAUACCUGUGUUUCAAGGCAUUUGCGGAGUCGAUCAAGGAGACGCGAGGGUCGGUGGUUAAUAUCACGUCCGUGAAUGCUCUGUCUGUGUUCGGAAACCCCGCGUACAGCGCUGCUAAAGCCGCUCUAAUCAACUUCACCAAGUCAAUUGCUGUGGAAUAUGGCAAGUUCGGGGUUCGUGCUAACGCCGUUGCGCCGGGAACUGUCUUCACAAAAGCAUGGGAGGCCAAGGCUCGUCAAGGGAAUGAUCUUUUCGAGAAGAUUAAAGAGUGGUAUCCGUUAGAGCGCAGUAUUCGGCCUGAAGAUGUCGCAAAUGCUGUGACUUUCCUAGCUAGUGACCAGGCAGCUGCUAUCACGGGUGUCUGUUUACCAGUCGACUGUGGGUUAUUGGCUGGGCAGCCUUCUGUCGCUCGUGCUUUCGCGCAAUCCGAAGACUAUUGA
This is a messenger RNA of Aspergillus chevalieri, 792 nucleotides long. RefSeq lists its product as uncharacterized. The transcript has a single exon. NCBI's taxonomy places the organism in Eukaryota, Fungi, Ascomycota, Eurotiomycetes, Eurotiales, Aspergillaceae. The coding region runs from base 1 to 792 and encodes 263 amino acids. The record is from RefSeq and is a predicted model, not a curated record.